AUGUCAAUUCAAUUUGUCAAGUCAACCGAUGACUUUAAGAAAUAUGUUUCCCAUAAUAAAUAUUUAGUGGCAAAUUUCACUGCUCUGUGGUGUGGACCAUGUCAAGCUAUAAAACCAGUGGUUGAUCAAUUAUAUAGUGAUUCAAAUGCUCGAUAUGAAUAUAUUGAAGUAGUUAGGGUUGAUUUGGAUCUGCAACGUGAAUUGGCUACUAAUUAUACUAUAACUUCAGUUCCAACUUUUGUAUUUAUUGAAAAUGGUAAAGAAUCAAGUAGAGUUACUGGAGCUAAUAUUCCUGAAUUAAUUAAGAGUUUAGAUUCAAUGAAUGAAAAGGCUAAGAAUGAAAGUGAUGUGAAAGUAAGAGCUGGAAAUGGUACCUCAUCAGUAUCAUCAGCUACUGAGAAUGAAACUGUUAAACAGAUUAAUGCAUUAAUACCAAAAGGAUUUGAAUCAUUGAAUUCAUCAAUUGAUUUUGGAGGUUUCCAAGCAUUGAAUGCAUUACCAUUAUAUAAGACCAAUUCAGAAGCUCUUAAGAAUGUAUUUAAAUUGACUACUAGUUCUGAUAAUGAUAAGAAUACUGUUUUAUCAGAUGCUGAUUCUCAAUUAUUAUUUUUCAUUCCAUUAUUAAAUAUUUCUAAAGUUUAUUCGAUAUUAAUUAAAUUUAAGACUGAUUUAGAUAGUUUAAAGACUGAAGAAGAAGAAAAGUUAGAAUUAGAUAAAGAUGAUUUUGAAGAAACUCAAAUUCCAAAUGUUAUAAAAGUAUUUGCUAAUCAAUUCAAUAUACCAACUUUUGAUGAAGCAUCAUCAGCUCAAGCUCCUCAUAGUGAAAGUAUAGAAAAAGUUGAAGGUAGUGAUUGGUAUGAAGCCAAAUUGAAAUUUGUUAGAUUUCAAUCUGUUCAAACCUUGACUAUAUUCUUGGAUGGAGCUGAAGAAGAUUAUCAUACCUUGAUUGAUAAGAUUGUGGUUGUUGGUAUUAGUGGAGAGACCAAAGAGCAAGGUUCAGUGAAUAAGUUGGAAGAUGAAGAGUAA
Messenger RNA from Scheffersomyces coipomensis, 1026 nucleotides. RefSeq lists its product as uncharacterized. Gene Ontology annotation, cellular component: cytosol. The transcript has a single exon. Bases 1 to 1026 code for a protein of 341 amino acids. The record is from RefSeq and is a predicted model, not a curated record. NCBI's taxonomy places the organism in Eukaryota, Fungi, Ascomycota, Pichiomycetes, Serinales, Debaryomycetaceae. Gene Ontology annotation, molecular function: protein-disulfide reductase activity.